AUGUCUAUGAUCACUGUUAGAAAGAACGGCCAUGGUGAGUGGAAACACUUGCACCAACUAGAAUGGAACUCUGAUUACCAAAACACCUUCAAAUGCGAUGGCUGCCAGGAACUGGGAAUCGGCCCGAGAUAUCGUUGCGAUCGCUGCAAUUACGAUCUCCACAAGCUAUGUCACGAGGUAGUACUGCAGCACUCUAAUUCUACUACUAGUACUAGGAUCUCCCACGACCACUUCCCAGGCGAUACGUUCGAGUUCCUACCCUUCCAUCCUCACACCCCGGCGGGUCGCUUCUGUGACGCGUGCGGGAAACGGGUCUGCGGUUUCGUGUACCACUGCAAGGAAAAAGGGUGGGAUUUACACCCUUGCUGUAGCAAUCUCGAGACCAAGAUUCACGUCGACGGUACGGAUUUCUUCCUCAAUCUGCCCAUGGCCGCCGCCGCCGCCGGAUCAUCGGGUGCUGUCUGUUGUCGGAAAAAUUGUCUGUGGUGCAAGAAACGAAGUUUGAAGGGGACUAAGAAGUGGGUCCCUGGGUGGUCUUAUGUGUCCAGCUGCGGGGAUUAUCGAGUACAUGUGUAUUGCUUGACAGAGAUUCUGAUUGAGGCAUGGAAGAAAAUGGAGAUGAUCAAGAAGAAGAAGAAGAAGGGUAAUACUAAUAGUAGUGAUGUGGGAUCAUCGGUUAAUUUGAAGGAAUUGGCUAGGAAGAAUAGCAGAAGCAAGGGGGAUCAUGGGUUUUUGUGGAAGGCGGCCUUGUUCGUCAGGACUCUUGUUGGCCUUAUAUUUGGAGAUCCAACGGUUGUCCUUUCUACUAUCUUUUUCGAACUGCUCAUCAGAUGA
This is a messenger RNA of Impatiens glandulifera, 834 nucleotides long. RefSeq lists its product as uncharacterized. Bases 1 to 834 code for a protein of 277 amino acids. NCBI's taxonomy places the organism in Eukaryota, Viridiplantae, Streptophyta, Magnoliopsida, Ericales, Balsaminaceae. The transcript has a single exon. The record is from RefSeq and is a predicted model, not a curated record.